ACAAAACAUCACGCCCCUCUCUCUCCCUUCUCCCAUCUCUAUUAAUUCCAAAUUUCCAAUACCAACAACAUCUCUCCACUCCACCAAAACCCUCUCUCUCUCUCUGAAAAAAAUUCAAUAAAGCCAGCGCAGGAAAGAUCAGCACAUUAGUUCUCUCAGGAUUACAUAUUAGAGUAAGUUGCAAUUCAUUCAGUCAUGGCAGAAGAGACACUUAUAAGUGAGGAAGUACCAGUGACAAAGCUGGCUGAGGAAGUUGAGAGCAAUGGGGUUCCUGUUAAGAUAAUAGAAGAGAACACUGUUGACAAAACGGAGGAAGGGAAGAAAGAAGAGGAAGAAACGGCCCUUGAAGGUGAAUUCAUAAAGGUAGAGAAAGAGUCAGUUGAUGCGAAGGAUCGUUCUCACACUGCUGAGGUAAAUUCAGUAGCAGAAGAAAAACCAUCCGUCGCUGAGCAUACAGCUAGCAAUCCAGAAGUAACCCGGGAGUUGCUGGAAUCACAGGAAAAAGUUAAAGAGCUUGAAAAUGAACUGCAGAGGAUUUCUGGUGUGUUAAAGGAAGCUGAAUCAGAGAACACGCAGCUGCAAGAUGAACUCUUGCUCACGAAAGAGAAGCAUCUUGAAAGUAUGAAGAAACAAGAUGAGCUUGAACUUAGCAACAAAAAGCUGCUCGAACAGAUUUCAGAAGCAGAGGAGAGAUAUAACGAACAAAUCAAAACUUUGCAAGAGGCACUGCAAGCUCAAGAAGAGAAGCACAAGGAUUUGGUAAAUGUGAAGGAAGCAUUUGACAGUCUUGGCCUUGAGCUAGAGACAUCAAGAAAGAGGAUGGAAGAGCUUGAACUCGAGUUGCAAAAUUCUAUUGGAGAAGCGCAAAAGUUUGAGGAAUUGCAUAAUCAGAGUGGUUUGCAUGCUGAGUCGGAGAUGAAGAGAGCCGUGGAAUUUGAGAGGUUGCUUGAGGAGGCAAAAUCUACUGCCAAAGAAACGGAAGAUCAGAUGGCUUCUUUACAAGACGAGCUGAAAAGCUUGUACGAAAAGAUUGCUGAAAAUCAGAAAGUAGAAGAGGCACUGACAAGCACAACUACUGAGCUUGCUACUGCUCGGGGAGAAUUGGAGCUUUCAAAAUCACAGGUGCAAGAAAUAGAGCUGACGCUAGCUUCAAAAGAAGCUCUUAUCAGUGAACUGUCUCAAGACUUGGAACUCUCAAGGGCUGCACAAUCUCAGGCUAAAGACGAUAUUGCAUCACUUGAGAAUUUGCUGAAAGCAACCCAAGAAAGCCUUCAUGAGAAAGCAUCCCAGCUUGAAGAUUUAACAUUGAAGCUUAGGGAGGAGGUCAAUGCAAAGGAAGAGGUCAAAGAAAUCUUGAUGAACCAGGAAACAAAGAUGAAAAUCGUGCAGGAAGAUCUAGAAAAAUUAACUAAAGAAAAACAAUUGCUGGAAGAUGCUGUCUCUGAUCUAACCAAUAACUCUGUCCAAAUGAAGGAGUUGUGUAAUGACCUUGAGGCUAAGUUGCAGCAAUCGGAUGAGAAUUUCUGCAAAGCUGAUUCUCUUUUAUCUGAAGCAGUGGCGAACAGCAAAGAACUGGAACAGAAACUGAAAGCCCUUGAAGAGCUUCACACUGAAUCAGGACAUGCUGUCAGCACGGCCAACCAGAAAAACGUAGAGCUUGAGGGCAUGCUACAAGCCCUGAAUGCGGCAGCAGAAGAAGAAAAAUUGCAGCUGAGAGAAUCUGAAACCCGCUGUAUUGUGGCUGAACAGCGGACUCUUGAGCUAGAGCAACUACUGAAUUUGGAAGAACUAAAAAGCCAUGAUUAUCAGAGGGAACUGCAAGAGUUGUCUGAAAAAUUGUCUGAGCUGAAUGCUGAACUCAAGAAGGAGGUGGAAGAGAAGCAACAGUUAGACAAUCAGUUACAAGAAAUCCAGGCUAAAGUAGCUGAAAAGGACUCUGAGCUGGGAAAGUUGACAGCUCAUAAUUCUGAGCUUGAGAUAGAAUUAAAGAAUGCGAUAGACAGAUGUACUGAUCAUGAGGGUCGAGCCAAUACGAUUCAUCAGCGCAGCCUUGAACUUGAGAGUUUAAUUCAGACAUCAGAUUUGAAAGCAGUGGAUGCUGGCAAAAAGGUGAGUGAAUUAGAGCUACUUCUUGAAACAGAAAGGUAUAGGAUUAAGGAGCUUGAAGAUCAAAUAAGCAUGCUAGAAAAGAAAUGUGAGCAUGUGGAAGCAGAAUCCUUGAAAAACAGCAAAAAGGUUUCUGAACUUGAAACUGAGCUUGAGGUGGUCCAGUUAAAAGCAUCGAGCCUGGAGGUUGCGCUGCAAGCCUCGACGGAAAAGGAAAAAGAGUUGUCUGAUAGCUUGAAUUUAGCAACAGAAGAGAACAGAAACUUAAAAGAUUUGUCAAAAACCUCAAAUGAAAAGCUAUCUGAGGCAGAAAAUCUACUCAACAUCUUGCGGGACGAACUGAAUAUUUCACAACAGAGGUUAGAGAGCAUUGAAAAUGACCUUAAGGAUACUGGGAUGAGGGAAAGUGAAGUUAUGGAUAAGCUUAAGUUAGCUGAGGAACAGCUCGAGCAGCAAAGUCAAGUCUUGGAGAAAGUGACUGCAAGAAGUGCAGAACUUGAAUCAUCAUACGACACUCUAACAAGAGACUCGGACCUGAAACUUCAGGAGGCGAUUGCGAAUUUCACCAACAGAGAUUCUGAUGCAAAAGUUUUGCAUGAGAAAGUAGAAGCUCUAGAACUUCAAGUCAAAGCUUAUCAAGUGCAGCUAGCAGAAGCAACUGAAAGAUAUGAAACUGCAAACAAAGAGCUUGAUCAGAUUUUGGAGAAGCUGGCUUCUUCCGAGAGCAUCAAUGAUGACCUUAAAAGUAAGAUCUUGGAAGUAGAAGGUAAAGCUGACGCGUACCUCUCUGAGAAUGAGCUUCUAUCGGAACAUAAUGCACGGCUCAAUGACAAGGUUAAAGAUCUUGAAGAAAAGCUUACUACUACAGGUUCCGAGAUGGAAACUUCUGCAAAGCAGCUUGCUUCUCACAUGAACACCAUCACUGAAUUAACAGAGCGCCACUCUAGAGUCUCGGAGCUUCAUUUGGCAGCUGAAGCCCGUGUUUCAGAAGCAGAAGCAAAGCUGGAAGAAGCUUUACAGAAAUAUAAUCUAAGGGAUUUAGAGGCGAGGGACUUAAAUGAUAAGCUAAAAGCUAUUGACGCACAGGUGAAAACUUAUGAAGAGCAGGCUCAGGAAUCAUCAGCAAUUUUGAAAACUCGAGAAUUAGAAUUGGAACAAAUCCUGUUAAAAUCAAGGGAUUUGAUGGAUGAAUUGGAGAGAAACUCUGGUCAGUCUAAAAAGGAAAUUGACACAUUAGUUGGAGAAAACUCGCAGCUUACUCAAGAUCUGGCUUCAUGUAAAUCUCAGCUAAACGAAUUACAGACGAAAUUGUCCAGCAUUUCAUCAGAGAAAGACGACACAGUUGAAGCACUAAAUACUGCCAGAAAAGAAAUUGAAGAGCUGAAACAGCAGCUCGUUUCAGAAGGCCAGAAGCUGCAAUCUCAGAUAUCUUCUGUUAUGGAAGAAAACAAUUUGCUUAACGAGACAUUUCAGAGUUCCAAGAAGGAUCUCCAAACAAUAAUAGAAAAUCUUGAAGAGCAGUUGAAAGAACAAAAAUCAAAUGAAGAUGCUCUGAAAGCUAAAUUGGAAAUCCUCCACGCUGAAGUUGGCCAGAAAGAUGAGUUGCAAAAUCAUCUGAAGGAGCUCGAGAAACAGUUAGCAACUGCAGAAGCUCAACUUAAGGAAGAGAAAGAGUUGAGUAUCCAAAAGGAUCUGGAACGAGAAGCUGCUUUGAAGCAUUCGUUCGAAGAACUUGAUGCUAAGAAAAAAGAAGUCCUUGUUUUAGAAAACCAAGUGAAAGAUCUUGAACAGAGAUUGCAGUUGGCUGAUGCUAAAUCGAAAGAAAAGGAUACUGAAGGCGCUGCCCCCGAACACAAGGAUGAAACGAUAAAGUCACGGGAAAUUGAGUCUUUCUCAUCUACUCCUUCCAAAAGAAAGAGUAAGAAAAAGUCGGAAUCAGCUUCCGCUCCAGCAUUGGCCUCAGAUACACAGAGGCAUACUACUGAGGCAUCUCCAGCCAUGAACCUUAAGUUCAUUCUAGGAGUGGCAAUCGUUUCAGUUAUUGUCGGCAUUAUUCUUGGCAAAAGGUACUAGAUUGAUUGUUGAGGUUUGGAUCUGUGCUUCCAGAUUGAGUUCACUUUUUCUUUUUUUUGAUUCAUUUCCGCCCGUUAAUUAGUUUGUUAUUUGUAGAAAGCGCAACGCAAGUUCUAUUUGUAUCAUGUUUUUGUUUGGGUUUUUGAUCUUGGUCAGGAAGUUGGUUUUAUUUUUGAAUCCUGACCUGUAGUUAUAGGAGGGAAGAAAAAACAAGAAAAACGUUAUUAUUCUUGGCUGUAACCAAGUUUGUAUUUAGCUAUUUAUUGUUUUAAGA
Sesamum indicum (sesame) is the source of this 4453-nucleotide messenger RNA. RefSeq lists its product as uncharacterized. The record is from RefSeq and is a predicted model, not a curated record. NCBI's taxonomy places the organism in Eukaryota, Viridiplantae, Streptophyta, Magnoliopsida, Lamiales, Pedaliaceae.